AUGACUGUAUGCAAAUAUUUCCUGGAAGGACGUUGCAAAUUUGGAAGCUCAUGCCAAUUCGAACAUAUUCGACCAUACUCUGGAAAUCAACGUUAUAACAAUCAAGACUCACGUUACAAUCAAUCACGUAAUAAUGAUAUAUCCUCCCGUAUUGCAUAUGUGAACAACUCGCAGAAUCAAAUAAAUAACAAGCCUUACGAUGAAAGGAGCGUAAGAAUGGAUCUAACUAAAGACCGACCUAUAUACCAAUAUUCUGUCUAUGGGCCGACAAAAGACGAACCUAAUCUAAUCGAUGGUACGGACUACUCACCAGAGGAGUUACGACUGCAGUAUUAUACAAUUAUGGGAACAUUUGGAAACGAUAUAUCCUACCUCUUUGAAAGCAAAGGGAUGGGACAAAGUGGUGUUAGAGACCUGGAGGGUCGUAUGCAAACGCAAAUUGAUGCUAUUCUUAAAGACUUGCGAUCUGCUUUGAGUAAGUUUGAAUCACAAACGAAACAACAACAGUCAUCCACCUUUGGAUCAUUUGGUAGCGCACCUCAAAAUUCCUUUGGGACGUAUAACGCAAAUCAACCAAGUACAUUCGGUGCACCUUCUGGAUUUGGUCAAACUCCAAAUCCAAUAGGAUUUCCAAGUGCUGUACCAGCCUUUGGGACACCUGCGUUCGGUGGUGGCAGUAAUCAGAAUCAGCAACAGCCUGGCUCCAUGAGUUUUCAAGGUCCGACUAACAACUCGCAAUACUCACAAAGGGAUUGGGACAUGUAUAAAGUUCCAGAAAUGCCACCAUCACAGGAAUCCAGGAGAUAA
Messenger RNA from Acaulospora morrowiae, 807 nucleotides. NCBI's taxonomy places the organism in Eukaryota, Fungi, Glomeromycota, Glomeromycetes, Diversisporales, Acaulosporaceae. The record is from the annotation of a GenBank genome assembly.